Molecule: messenger RNA, 15361 nt
Organism: Porites lobata
Lineage: Eukaryota; Metazoa; Cnidaria; Anthozoa; Scleractinia; Poritidae
Source: the annotation of a GenBank genome assembly
GCGGUGUAGAAAAUUGCAUCACUGGGAAGGAAACAACAGAUGAAAAAAGAAUAAUUUGCUUUUGGUGAAAAACAAAAAAUGGGAAAGAAUCGCAAGAAAGGUAAUGAAAAUUGCUUUAUAUUGUGAACACAAUGAUCACCGAUUUACAAGCUCCCGUGAGUUAUGAUCUGUAGUAAUUUAGAAUGAAACUUUUGAAAAAUGUUCGUGCAUCAAGCAUGCAUGAAACUUUUGAUGCUCUUUUUUUUUAAUCACGGGUUUUAACCGGGAUUUAUUAACUGUAGCUAUAGUCUUCCUGUCUUGUUAUUGACGCACUGCACGUGGCCUAUAUAGUUCUUUGUCAGAGUCACACUUUCAACCAUUCGAUCUUGCUUGAGGCUUAAUAGGCCCUUUGCAUGACUUGAUCACGUGAUCAAUUUUCGGUAAACACGAAAACAGUUCGCUUUUGAAAAAUUUUGUUAGCACAAGCUGAAAGAGCAUACUAAAAUUAGGUAACCUGAGCAUUUUCAACCGUAUAUCUCAAAAGUAGCAAUUGCAACGGCCUCCGAAAGUUGGAAGCAUUUGUAUGUUUUCCAUACAAAUCCUUGUAAAUUCUAAAAUUUUUAAACUGUCAUGUAAUCUUUUUCUUACGCAUUUAAGGGCUCAAAUUGUCUAUUACAAAUUAAAAGUAGAUUUGAGCCCUGUAAUGCUUAAGGAAAUAUUUCAUGACAGUUUCGAAAAUUUUGAAAUUACAAGGAUUUGUAUGGAAAACCAUGCAAGCGUGACUGGAUGGCAAAAGUUGUUUUUCUCGAACAAAUGCUUCCAACUUUUGGCGGCCGUUGCAAUCGCUACUUUUGAGAUUCUCAGGUUACCUAUUUUUAAUACACUCUUUCAGCUUGUGCUGACAAAAUUUUUCAAAAGUGAACUGUUUUGGUUUUUACUGAAAGUUGAUCACGUGAUCAAGUCAUGCAAAGAGCCUAUUUAUAUAUUAUUCAUAUGCGUCACUUAAUCAUUUCCUGGUAGAUAUAAGCUUAGUUCUUUUUUUUUUCCUCAUUACUUUUCUUCAGUGCACCCAGGUGCAUCUCGAGCUGAACUGAUGAUGAUGACAGUGUCAGAAAUUGUCAACCAGUUGAUCACAGCUCACGAAAAGGGAAAUGAUGUCAAUCUUAACAAGUAAGUUACAUUUAUAAAUUUUUAAAUUUCUCCUUGUGUAUCUGCCAGUGGCUUUUGACUGCUUUUAAAUUCUGUAAGACUUCAAUGAUACAAUAAUAUUAAUGGGCAGAGUCAAGAGUGACCUGACAGGACAAGGACCCCCCUUUCUCUGUGGAGUUUUGGAUUAUUAAGGCCAAGUUAGGGUAAAAUGUUUAACAUAUGACAUGGCCUUGAAACAGUGAGGUAGGAGAGCGGAAAUGGCGACAAAUGACACAAAGAUGGGUUGAAACUGAGACAGCAACAGAGGAAAGCACAAAUACAUAGUGAAAUACUGACGGCGACAUGGUUUCCUCCUCAAGGUGCAAAACGACAGGUUUUGAAAUUAAGACAAGGGCUUUAUUAUGCUAAAAGAAUUCUCAGUACCCUAACCCUUGCAAGUGUCCUGGCCAACCUUUGAGUAUUUUGUGGAUCCCCCCCCUCAGUUUGCAAGGUCCAUUCAACAUUGGAACCUGGCAGACUUAUAGUCUCAGAGAAAGCCAUAAAAUCACAAGGAGAAAUUCAAGUUGUUCAUUUAAGAAAGUGUGUAUCUCAUAGAUGUGCUUGUUAAGAGAGAGGUAACUCACUGUGAUUUUCUCACACUCCAUUAAGUCUCAAGUCAAGUGUGCCCAUCUCCGGCUGGGGCAUUUGUCAUUUUUUCAUUGGAAAGCUGCAAAUGGCAUAUGGUCAGGCCAGGAGAUCCAGAUACACUGUGAAGAACUGCCCACCAUUUUUCUUAAAAUGCUCAAUUGGAAAUACAAUGUAAUCAAACACAUUUCAAGACUCUUUGCCUCAUUGGACACAAUUUAAAAAAAAGUUUUUCUGUGACAUUAUUCUUGUGUCUGUACUCUAACAGAUCAUGGACCACAACCAAACAGUAUGCAUAACAUUCACCACAUAGAAUGUAUAGAAAUAUAUCAGUGAUCUGAUCCCAAGAAAGGAGAUCUCAGUUAGACCAUCCAAAUGUUUACCAAAGACAAAACAAUAAAAUUAAUGUAACAUGAACCUUUUUUCUUUGAUUCCAUCAGAAUAAAGGGACAAACCUCAAGCAAGUAUGGCUUGACAUCCCAGCCCAGACUUGUUGACAUAAUUGCUGCUGUGCCUCCGGCUUAUAAAAAGGUCACUGUUACUUUAACUUCUUCUCCUUAUCAUAAAUAAUUAAUAUAAUUAUAGUACAUAGUGGUCAACCUAAUAUCAUCGUUAUUCACAGGUUUUACUUCCGAAGCUUAAAGCCAAACCAGUUAGAACAGCAUCAGGUGUAAGUAUCAUUCUGUCCUAAAAGAAUUUUUGAACUAGCCUGGAAUGUUUUUGUUUUACUACUGUUCCCUUUUUGGUGUAAAACAUUGGAAUGAAAGCAGUGAAUGUGUAUGUUUACAAGUUAUUUGAAAUUUAAAAAAAUCAAGUUAUAGUAUUAGUCAAAGGUAAGUUACCACCCUUUCACAUGACAGGAGUCUUGUCUUUGAGACAAGGCUCUCAUCUCUUGAGACAAGACUCUCAUCUUGCAAGAUAAAAGUUUCAUCUUGAGAGACAAACUCUCAUCUUGCGAGAGGGUUGAAAACUGUAAGUAUCAAGACAGUGUCUUUGGAAUCUUUAUGGAUUUGACAAAAGUCCUGUAAGAAGUAAGAAAAAUGUGAGUCAAGUGUGAAAUUGGCAGCAAAGUGCAGGAUAAAGUCCUUAGUACCAUAAACACUUAAGAAAGCUAUGGUCGACUUAUACAUAGGACGUCACAAAAUUAUUCUAGAAGGCAAAAAUAUUGAACAGUCUUAGAAAUCCCACAACCACACACAUCACAAUGAUUAGUAAAGUAAAAACAAUGCAAAUGUACCCACUUUUUUGGUAAGCUGCACUUGGCACCUGGACAACUAAGUUUUCCUGAAAGUCUUUAAGCUCAGAAAAAUGUUUUUGCUGUUGCAUUUAUAGAUAGCUGUUGUUGCAGUGAUGUGUAAACCUCACAGAUGCCCACAUAUUAACAUGACUGGAAAUAUUUGUGUGUAAGUUUUUGUGCUUAUUUCAUGUUCACUAGAAAAAUGAAAAUUUAGAUCUUCCCUUGAAUUUAUUACCCUUGAAGAAGAAGUCUUUUAGUCAUUAAAGAACAACAUCCGUUUUGUUCUGGUUUGAAAGUUUAAAAAUGAACAGGGAGUCUUCAAUUUUUACGGUAGACAGCACAGAAAAAUGAUUCCUUUCCAUCACAAGUUAGUGGUAAACUCUUUCAACAAAGCAGUGCUCUGACAUCACAAGUUUAACCAAUGGCAAGCUGAACUAUGCAACAUAGCUGAUCUUUAUAAGCAAUAGAUGCCAUAAGAUGUCAGGGAAAUACAUUUAUGCCUACUCUCCCGGAGUAUCUGGGACCCUCCGAGAUAAGGUGCUAAUCACCUAGUCUCCCAUACGAAUCACCAAACCUUCUGCAUUAAAUUGAAUUUUGAGCUUAUCUCUGAUUUAGUUUGAAAUUAUGCCAACAAUUUUUCCCUCAAAAUAUGUAAAUUUUUCAGUGAUAGUAUUGUGUCUGUGGCAUUUUUGCACAUACUGUAUUUCAUCAUUAUUUUUCCCAAUGCAUGUGUUUAAUGUUAAGGUAUUGCCCAGGGGGACCAGACUCUGAUUUUGAAUACUCCACCCAGUCCUAUACAGGAUAUGAGGUAAGCCUUUAGUACUUUUGUACUCAGUCAGUCAUUCAUUUAAGUGUUCACUUAAAUCAGUCAUUCAGUAUUAAAAGGGACUGGUUGUUUAUUUCCUCUGAGGAAAUUAGUGAAAGAAGUAACAAGUGUGAAUUGAUAUUGAAUAUAACAGCUGUCUUUUGAUUUUUAUUAUACUAGGGAUGCCGAGAUUAUUAACUUUAUUCUCCCAAAUACGGCGCUUAUUCGUGGGAGUAAAUAUGGUGAUUAGUUUUAAGACUUGCAGAUAUCUCUUGUCUUCUGUCAAUGUGAUUGGUCACAACACAAGGAACAUUAUUUAAGGGAAUAUUUCAGGUGUUCACGGUUUUUAGUUGUUAUUUUGGUAGGAGGGUCUUAAGGCCUAAAUAUUCUUACAGAAAUGAUGAACCUAAAAUGGAAUUUACAGAAGGUUGGAGGAGUAAAAAGCCUUUAAACCCCCUACUGGGGUGGGGGAAGAGAGUGUGGAUAUUUCGUGGAGCAUAUUUCUAUUCUUGGUUGUAUGGGGCCUACGUCAAUCCUUCUAUCUGCCUCUAUACUAUUUUAUAUAGUUUGCUUAGAGAGCAAGAAAUCCUUGCAACCUACCAGAGUAAUCACUUCUCACUCCUCUAGACAGUCUUUAUUUUUUUACUCAACAAUGUUUGCUGCACAUGCAAAUUGACUAUUCUUGAAAUAGUUGAGUAUUUACAGAUGCUAUAUCUGCUCUUUCAGCCCACAUCAAUGAGAGCAAUCCGAGCCCGGUACAAUCCUUAUUUGCAAACCAGGCACCGGAUGGAUCAGGUAUCCUAAUAAUCUCAGAAUUUUUUCUCCUGAUAACUUUGCACAGAGACAGUUAUAAUGAAAACAAGGUCUGUAACCAUAUUCAAAAUAUAGAUGUGCUCAUUUUUUUGUGCCAUUUUAACUUGAUACUCCUACUACUUGUUAAAAAAAUUUUUUUUUAAAUACAAUAUUAUUGUUUUAGUCACGCAGGUUGCUUUUGACAUUUGCAGUCCAUCAGUUUUGUGUAUGCUGGAUUUUCAUUUUGAAAACCAGUGGUUUCCCUAUGUUGUAAACGAUAUGUUUGGUGAAUGGUUUAAAUUGUAAAACUGAAUAUUUGAUUUUUUCUUUGUUACAGCUUAAGCAACUUGGUCACAGUGUUGACAAGGUAAUUAAGAUGAACUUUAUAUAUUCAUCAGCAUUGUGUGUUCAUUUGUCUCCCAUUUAUAUCAAGGUAGAGGUUUUAGAGGUUUGAGACUUGCAGAGAUGCCAACCUCUGGAGACCUAAAAUCGGGAGACUGUCUUUUUUCACUAUCCCCCCCCCCCAACGAAUUUCAAAAAAAAAUUGACCCAGCCCCCAAUGGGAAUAACUUAGGACAUUUUAUGACGUCUUACAUGAUGUACAUACUAUCAAAAUUCGAAAUCAUUGUUUUGAUGCUAGAAAUAAUCUUUGUCAAUGACUAAAAAUAUGCAAAAAUGCCCCAGAAACAGUACUGCGAAUAAGAAAAAUUCAAGUUUUGAGCUAAAAAUGGGCUAAAUCUCAAACUAAGUCUGUUUUAUUUUUUACUAAGUAUUCAAUAUUUAUAGUGGACGUAACAAGCGGGAGAUUUAUGUAGCGAAGCGGGAGAGCGGGAGACGAAGCAAAAAAGCGCAAGUCUCCCACCAAAAGCGGGAGAGUUGGCAUCACUGGGCUUGAGUUGUGGAUAAGGUUGUGAUAUUUCAACAUAUUGAGAACCCACCACAGAGGGAAAAUCCAUAUCCUGAUGUUAUCUACAUCUAAACUCUCAAACCUACUGUUAAAGGCAAAAGUAGUUAGCAAAGUGAUCAUAGUUACAGCUGUAGGCCUGCAUGAUACAAAGUCACAGCCCAGUCUUAAGUUUGUAACCAGUAGCACUUUCCACAUAGAAAGAAUGCAAGAGGUCAUUCCCUGCCACCCCCCUCAUAUCAGUGGGGUGAUUGAGCUAAUUUGCCUGCAUCUUUUAAAGGAACCCUAUAAUUUUCCCUUCAAAGAAAAUUGAACAAGGAACUGACUGCUUGCAUGCUACAUGAUCUUUCCUUAGAUCAAAGUUCUGCAGCAUGACUUCCUUUAAAAGGUGUUUUUCUGCAAAAUUUGUAGAAGCAAAUGGUUAUGCAACCUAAAGGUUAUAUUGUGGUACUCAAAUUUGGUCAAUUUUCAUCUUAUCACCCUGUUAGGUAUAGGCUGACGAAAUAAAACACAAUUUUUUUUCUUUACCUUUCUUUUGGCACAGGUUGAGUUUAUUGUUAUGGGAGGAACAUUUAUGUGUCUGGAUGAAAGUUACCGAGACUUUUUCAUUAGAAAUCUUCAUGAUGCUCUUUCAGGUCACACAAGUAACAAUGUAGAUGAGGCUGUCAAGUAAGUACUCUUUUUCUAUGACCAUUUCACCUUGUUUUGGUUAGUUUGUCUUUGGAUAUUUUUCAUUUUCGUAUAAGUUAUUGAAUGGUGUAGGACAAAAUAGCCUUAACUGACUGUUGAUCUAAAAUCAAACUUUCUUGGCAUCACAAGCUUAAUUAUGAGGCAGAUUGCAAGAAGAAUCUAUCAGUUUUUCAAAAGUCAAGUGGGAAUAAUUUUUCUUAAUACCAGGCAUCCCUUCAAACUAUUAUUAGUGGAUUUGGUGUAAUCUGGAAUCAUUUUGUUUUAGAAAGCAUUAAUUGUUCCAUUGAUGGACAUUCAAGUGUUAUGUCACCCUCACUGAUGUAUCUUGUAGAUAUUCUGAGAGGAGCAAGACAAAGUGUAUUGGAAUCACCAUAGAAACAAGACCUGACUACUGUCUGAAAAAACAUUUAAGGUAGCAAGGCUGCACUCUACACCUACAUGCACUUCAUUAUACUCGUGGGGCUGAGUCAAACUCAAAAUAAAUUAUUAUCAAGCUGUCUGGUAUGGUAUGAACAGCAACAAGGCUUGAGCAACUUGUUCACUCACAUCCAACAUCAUGCCAAGAUCAACACUAUGCAGCUUCUCUCCGUUACAGAAAUCACUCCAAAAGCACCCUUUGUAUCUGCGAACAGAAGCCCUAUAGUAUGGUUUUUGUGUCGGCACAUAAUACAGGGGCGGAUCCAGGAUUUUUUGUAGGAGGGGGUGCACUCAUCUCUUGCUCUACUUCAACACCAAUAAACCACAGUCAUAGUUUUUUUUGCGGAAUACCAGUCGUAUUAGAAAACUGCAGGUCACCUAAUAAUAAUCCAAUAUAGUGUGAACAUAUACAUUUUUGUAGCCUCGGUUUCACCAGCAUAAUGAAUCCCCAAUUCAAUGCAACCAACCAGGGGCCUUGAAAAUAGUUUAAUGAGGUUUUAAUGAUAGGAAAAUGACUUAUCAAGCGUCUGUAAUACUUGAGCCAAAAGAAUGUUGUACCAGAAGGAAUGGUUCUUCUGUAUAAUCAUUAAUUGCUAUUUAAUAAUGAGAUCACAUUCAAACAUAGUUGUAUUGCCCUUCUAUCCCCUUCAAAUGCUGAUGAAAAUAGUUUUUAAAUGCAAUCCGCAAAACAAUGCAACAUGGUUGAGAAGGAGGAGGUGCAGGCAGUCAAACUUUUAGAAUGCUUGCAGCUUGAACAUGAUAAACAGGACUGUCUUAUCAUCUUUAGGUAUUGGUUAUGGUUAAAGUUUUGGGCAGAUUACGUGAGCGCCUAAAAUGUUGGCACUCAUGUGUAAAGUUUUACAUUGCACUUGUGUCGAACUAAUUUGUAGAUGAGAAGGUUUGGUUUCUUUGAAAUACUGAAGAAUUUAGGGGUGCAAAGAGGAUAUUAUCUGUUUAUAAAGUGUUGCAUAUAACAGGAGUAAUACGGUAGUAAUUUAUUGUUAUAUAUUAGAUUGUUGGUCUUUAGUUAUAAGUGAGUCUCUUUUUCGGAGCUGAGAGUAGAAAUAUAGCUUAUAAGGAUAAUACAAGUCAUAAUUACUGCUGUUGUCCUAAUAUGCUUCUUGUUUUUCAGCUCAAUGCUAAUGUAUGGCUGCACUCGUCUUGAGAUUGGUGUACAGAGUGUGUAUGAGGAUGUAGCCCGAGAUACCAACAGGUAGGGCAAACAAAACAAAACCAGCACUCAAAAGUAAUAAGGAAAAGAAUAAUAAUUUUAACCGAUCAUAGUUUUAACUAAACUAAUUUUUGUUAAGACUGUUGUAAUUGCCAAUGAAAUGUUUAAAUAAUUAUAUUUUCUACUGCAUUUUUUCUUGUAUUAUUUUGUUCAGAGGCCAUACAGUGAAGGCAGUGAGUGAGUCAUUUCAUCUGUCAAAAGAUGCCGGUUUCAAGGUGAGGUCUAAAAUAAUGAGGUGAAUUUUGUUGUUGUUGUUACCACAUGUUUUUCGUUACUUUCAUGGAAUUUUUGUUAUUAUUUUUUACUAUAUCUUUUUCAAGUGUUGCCUAUUUAAGUGUGGAAGGUACCUAAUGAUAUUUUAACUUUCUUGCUGUGUAGGUUGUGUCACAUAUGAUGCCUGAUCUGCCAAAUGUGGGAUUGGAGAGAGACAUUGAACAGUUUAUAGUUAGUGGACUACUCAUCUUUACAUCUUAACUUUGAAUAUUACGUAAAUGUGAUCAGACAACAUUUGAAAAUAAUAAUGGUUGCUCUCCCAACAGGAAUUUUUCGAAAAUCCUGCAUUUAGAGCAGAUGGUUUAAAAAUUUAUCCAACCUUGGUUAUCCGUGGCACAGGUAAUUAAGUUGCAGUUUAUGUUGUUGAUGUUGAUGAGCUUUUAAACCUCCUAUGCUUAAAAUCCAAGUUUUGAGUAAAGUGUUAUUUUCCUUGUCUCUCACUGGAUUCCCAAAAACUAACGGAAGUGUAGUCCAAGUAACCAAAAAUCUUUUGAAAAUUCCACCAAAUAAUAUACUUGAAUAUACAAAACUUAAAAAAAAAAUUGGUAUAGGCUCUAUUUAAUAUCCAGUAAGCCAGAUUAGAAUAAUAUUAUUAUUGUUUGAUUGAAACAACAAGCUAAGCAAGCUGCUAAAACUUUAUUUUGUAAAGAGAUGAAGGUCGUCCUUUUUUCACAACUCACAUAUCUAACAAAACUGCCAAACUGUCCUAUUUUGAUUAAUUUAAAAAUUUUGAACUGAUCAAGAUUUCCAUCGUUUGACAACUAAAAAACCACUGGUGAUGGAGGCAAGACGAGUGUAAGCAGCAUUUGAAGCUAGCUGCACCUGUGAGGCUGUUGUGGAUAUUUAUGUUGGUGUACUUACAAAAGUUUUUUAUUACUGGGGUGGGAAAAUGAUCCACUUGGUGGCCUGCUGAUCCUCUUGGUUGCCUUGGUUGCAAGCUUGGGAAAAGCGUGCCAUUUUUUAAAAUUUUGCUCAAAGAGAAACAAAUUUAAGGUGGAUGGGUUUCUAGCCUGUGUACACAUGGCUUGUUGGCUAAACUGACUGCAGUUGUAUUUUGAUGAGUCACUUCUUGAUUGUGAAUGAAAUUUUACCCAUGCUUGACUUCUUUUUAUACAAUGUGAUUUUCCCAGUGUUGCAUUACUUUUUCUCUGUCACUAUUGUGAGUGUAAAAUGAAUCAACUUAAAGUUCUGAUUCUGAAAGUUUUUAGCUUUCUCUCUGACAAGUUCAUCUACCAUAUCUGGUCACAGCAGGGUGAAGGGCCAAUAACCCUGCUCUAGAGAGCCCAUCAAAAUACUUGAAGUCUAAUGACUACGGUCCAGAUUUUAAUAGUUAUUUUCAUUAUUAUUCUUUCUAAGUAUUUCUCAAUUUUUGAUUGGCUUAAAUACCCCAGCUAAUUUUUCAUGGCCAGCAGCCAUUGACCAAAUGUGGAAGAUGUUUGCUAAUUAAUAUCCUCAAAGAACAAUUACUAUUAAAGAUAAUAUAAUUGCCAGGAAAAAGGGACAAUUGAAGGUGCAAUAGCUCAGCUGUUUUGGCAAAGCUGUAGACAAUGGUGGAAGAUUUUACACAUUAUCCAAAGAGAAAUAGCUGAACUGCUGUAUAACUACUGUGUAAAAACAUAACAAGUAUAGCAAAAUACCACUUGACAGAUGACAACUGUCCAUGCUGUGGCUAAAUUUUCUCCUUUCAAGCUCAUUAUCAUACAUUAACGUACCCAAAAACAAACAACAAUAAAAUUUGAACCAAAGAUAAAACUACAACCUAUACAUGUUCAUUUCUCAAAAAUGCCUAUUGUGUUGUUUUGCACUGUGAACAGGUUUGUAUGAGCUGUGGAAGACAGGGAGGUACAAGAGUUACCCACCCAAUACACUGGUGGACUUGAUUGCCAGAAUUCUUGCCUUAGUACCACCUUGGACACGUGUCUACAGAGUUCAAAGGUAAGGCCUUAUGACAUAAUCAUUGUUCCUUAUACCCGUAAAAAAUAUAAUUUCUUAUGACUGAGAGGUACGGAAAAGAAUGUGUCUAAAAUCUAAAACAUUCUGAUGACAUGAUGUGGAGGUGUGCAGGUGCUCAUGGGAUAGUUUUGGACUACUUAUUCUGCUGGCAUGAGAAGUGUAGCAUUCUACUUCCUUUUGUGAAAAGUAACUCUUCCAAUGUUGUUAGGUAUUCAGAGCUGUAUGUCUUUGCAGUAACCUUUCUUGCUGUGGUUUAUAGUUUAUGUAUUUAGGUAUUUAGACCUGCAUCCUUUUGAAAUGAUAUCUCUUUUUGGAGUUGUUUAUGUUGUAUUCAGUGUUCUUUGGUUGUUGUUUGAACACCUUUCCCAAAAUUAAUAUAUCUAAGGGAAACUGGACUAUUGUUUUUUAAAACUACUUUUUUGAGGUUUUUAUUUCUUAUUAUUAAAGAGUUUGGGAAUAGAUUUUUUUAGAAGAAGUAAAAUUAGAAGCAGGAUUUAACCUGUAGUGUCUCAUGUUGCAAAAAUGUUAUUCAGUGGUGAUACCAGGCCCUUUGUUUAAAUUAUGUUUGUGAACAACUAACUUCCAUAUUAAAUUACUUAAUAGUAAAGUGUACAGAUAUUGGUUGACUUCUUACCCAUCUCAUGGUAGCAUCGUUACAUACCGUAAAAUUGCGAAAAUAAGUUAAAUAAUUUGUUCAAAAACCCACCGUUAAAUCGCCCCUCCAAAUUUAAGUCCCCGGGACAAAUCCCUCAAAUACCCAAAGCAAAAACGGUGAAUUUCUGGUGUAUAAGGAACAUGAUUUUUAAAUGCAAAUUUCUCUCCGUAGAUAAGCUGGCAAUAUGUUAAGCCCCUCCAAAAAUAAGCCCCUCAAAAAGGGCCUGAAAAUCUAAGGGACUUAAAUUUUACGGUAACUUGUUCAAAAUGUUAUUUUUUAAUUCCCCAUGUUUAACAAUUCUGGUGUGGAACAUGGUAACCUGACAUUAAUGAAGGAUCUGGGGAUCUCGUUGGUUAUUUCAGAAUUCUUUGUUUAACGAUAAAUAAUUCAACGAUGUUAAUUUCUCUACAACUCAUGUCAAGUGCCACCUAAAUAUAUGAUGAGAAAACUCAAGGCAAUGAGGAGGAGAGUUUCAGAAGCCACUGUUUUUUUCCAAGCACCUUAAGUUGUCAAAUGUCUCUUGUUGUUUGCCAGUUGACAAGAGAUUUAUUAAUUUCAUGUUUGUCAGUGUCGUGAUGUACGUACACGUGAGGUUGGUAUACAGGAGAUUCAUCAUAAAGUGCGUCCUUUUGAGGUAGGUCCAGUGCCAAUGUAUGAGUAUGGAACUCUUUGGAGAACUGUGUAAAUGGAGAGCACCUUGUAUGAUAUAUUAUUAUUCCGGGUAUUAUAUUAUUAUUUAUUUUGUGUUGUUUAUUUAAGGUCCAUAUUAGAUUCCACCCCUUUAUGGCUCCAACCCCUCCCCUUGGCUAACUAGGAUUGAUUGUGUAACAUCAUGAAAUGCUCUUACUUCUUGGGCAGUUGUUUUCUCUAACUGUGCCCAUCAGUCUAUCUAUUAUCAACUUCUUUCUUCUGAAGACGGAACUUACUUCUUGUCAAUACGUUACAAAAUUAAUGGGGUAUUGGUUUGUGCCAAUAGGUGGUUCCUUGAAGUUUUAAUACUGUCAGUUGUCAAAUAUGUUUUAACAAAACUCUUCCACAACUGUGAACCAAUUUAUGGGUAACUGAGUCGUCAAAAUAAAAAAAAAUAUGAAAUAAUGUUAUUUAUUGAACAGACUUGAUGUGUUGCUAUGUAGAUUGAACUUAUUCGCCGCGAUUAUGUGGCAAAUGGAGGAUGGGAAACGUUUCUUUCGUAUGAAGAUCCGGAACAAGAUAUCCUUUGAGCAAUUUUAGACAGAAAGGACAACAUGUAUUGCAAGCAACAGUCACUAGACUGCGAGCAAUCUUAAUUUUCUUUGCAAAGUUACUGCACGCGAAACCUAAGGACGCGAGCGGCAAAGCCGCGAACCGCGAGAAACGAGGGCUAGUCUCAAUCCCUUAUUGUCAUAAUAACGUCGUGGUUCGCAGUCGCGAUGGAUGAGAUAAGAACUAGACGAAUUUUAAGAGAAAAAGCGGACUGCAAGCAGUCUACAGUCACACUUUGUCACUACAAUUAACAGAUAUCCUGUACAGUGAUUUUGACAUUGUGUAAUAAAAUUAUAUUGAAUUGUAUAAACCAUUGAGUCAGUUAACUUGGCUCUCCUACAAUCCCUUCAUGUUAGAAAUGAGCUUGCCCUUUCUUAUAGUCUAACGUAGUAAACGAAUACGUCAUGUUUUCAGUAAUUAUUUUUAUGCUGUUACUUCUUAACGUGUUUUCAAUAUGGGCAUUAUAGAAUUAGAAAGAUUCCGUCACCACAAUCUUAUUAAAUUUAAAAGUAAACUGUUUUCCUUAAUGUAGUUUAAAUAUUCUUGUUGGUUUAUUGCGACUGAGGAAGUGUUCAGAGGAGACUUUCAGACCCGAGCUAAAAGGAGGCUGUUCCAUCGUCAGAGAACUCCAUGUGUAUCCUUUGUUGCUUUGACUCAGGCUCAGGUAUAAUCUACUUGCUUGCCUGCCUGCCUGCCUGCCUGAGAAUGAUAUUCAUCCAUUUUAAACCCACUUACUCCUCCUAUCUACAGACUGUAACAAAGUGUAGAAGUACCUCUUUACAGCUUCCAAAACCUACAAUCUUGGACAGAAUAAAAUGGAACAGCAAACCCCCAUCCCCUCAAAUCAAGGAUGAAGCCCAGCGAAAGGGAAAACGCGUCAUUUUCCCAUCCUUAAUUUUUUUUUUUUUUUUUUUUUUUUUUUUGGGGGGGGGAGGGUCUAAAUUCUCCAUCUUUUUCGUCCAAGACUGUAGUUUUUUUUAGGAAUAUAAGAAUAAAAUGUCGUACAAUCAGUAGUCGGCGAUCCUGCUCUUUCUACAUCUCGAUUAUGUCUUUCCUAAAAAGAAAAACUAACUUGAUCGGAGGUUAAACAAUCACGUCAUUAACGGGUAUAGUUCGUAAAACGAGACAACCUGAGUUGUCUUAUAGAGAUUGUUUCUUUUAAGGCUUUUGUUAAUAUAAAGUGCACUGCCUUAACAUUGUUGUCAUAGCUAUGGAAGUGUGGUCCCAGUCAGUGCUCGUGAUCCAUCUAAAUUUCAGCAUCAAGUAAGUUGCUGUAUUUUAUAAAGGAUUUUUUUAAAGUAAGCCACAAAAAACAGGUUAUCUGUGUUUAUUUUGGCUUAAAUUUGUAACAGUAAUUUGCAAAUUCCUUUACAUAUUGCUUGCGCGAUUGUUACACAAGUUUUUAUUGACUUUCAGGGCUUUGGGAUGUUGUUAAUGGAAGAAGCAGAGAGGAUUGCUCGUGAUGAGCACGGUUCAGUGAAAAUCGCUGUUAUUUCAGGUAGGCUAACGAACAGUUCUCGCUUUUUUAUAAUAGAGGUAAUGAUAAGUAUGCAGACGAUUUAAGUUUAAAGAACCUUCUCUAAAUAAGUAGCCUUGCAACCCCAAAAAUUCAGAUCGGUGUAUAGGCAUGAUAAUCCGCAAGCAAGUGAUCAACGACAAUAAGGGGAGGCAUCGGCCGCUUUCGUUUGCCCCUCAGAUCGAGUUUCAACUCCGCCCAGUUUUCGAGUUCACCUCGCCGUUUCAACCUACUAAAAACUCUUAGCGUUUAUGCAUGUACAUUAGUGGCUUUAGAAUUGGACAGAGAAUGUUGUCGAGAAUAUGCGUGUUGAUAUUCUAGAAAAAAAAUGUUACCAUAAUACAGGGCACAAACUGAAAUUGUCUAAAACAAAACGCAGUUUUUGGUAUAAGAACUUGUCAGAAUUAUCGCCUAAAAUUUUGUCAAGUUCCCAGAUUAAUCGACCUCAUCUAAUGAGACCACUUCCCUUACCCUCCCCCCCCCCAAAAAAAAUAAAUGAUCUACCAGCCACCAGUCGUCUUGAAAUCUCUCUGAAUCAAGAAAAUUUAAUUCCCUGUCGCGGUUCUUUCACAGGAGUUGGAACUAGAAAUUAUUAUCGCAAGAUUGGCUAUGAACUGGAAGGACCAUAUAUGGUAAAGAAUCUAUGGUCAACAUCAUGAUAUUACCGACGGCGGUACCUUGCAUCUGGAAAGGUCAAUCGUGUCCGUUUCCGUGUUAUUCAUUGCCGCGUUAGAUGCACAAUUCGGAAUAUUGGACAUGCUUUCCGGGCUUUGGUAGAGUUACCGACAUCUGUGAGAAUAAAUCGAUCAGAGCUGAUGCCACACUGAAACAUAACCUUGCAAGACUAUGCGAUCCUGGUAAAGGUUGUUAGAAGACUCAAGCUGGACAGAAUAGCUACAUGUACCAAGUAAUGUGGCUUCAGAUCUUUUGUCAGAGAAAGGACGAAAGACUCUAUUCGUAUAGGACAGGAGAAAACGUUGCUCCUGCUUACAAGACAUCCUUCGUCUUGAGCCUAUUCAUUUUUUGGAUACAGUAAAAAACCCCGAGUAAGAACCUGCAUUUUCCCAAGUUAGCCUAAACAGGGUCUUGCAUAUUAAUUAGUGCAAAUUUAAGCUAUGUACGUUAUUAAAUACAGUAGGUUCUUAUUUUCUGAAGAAAACAAUACAUUGUCGCGAAGAGCAUUCAGUGGUAUUCAGGUUAUUCCUUAUAUAAAAUCUGCAUACCAUUACAUUGCAGUUGGAGUGAAAAGGCACCUGUCUCCAAAGAGGAUCCUGAAUGUUGAGCUAUCUUAUUUGCCCAAUUGUACAGAGAUUUUUUUAUCGGUUUUCGAAAAAAAGAACCUGUUUCAAAUUUGAGGCUUAAAUAGGUUCUUGUAUAGAGGGGGACGCCUAACUGGCAAAUUCAAGCCUAACAGUUCUUACUCGCGGGUAUUUACUGUAUUCCUUUAUUUACACAACAAAAGUUACAGUUAAAAUAGUUAAACUGAACGGAAGGACAAAUGUCAUAACUGGACCAAAAUACAAGAGAAAGAAUCAGAAAGAAUAAGAAUGAUACAGAAGUUGUGAGUAAAAAAAUAUGCGAUAACACUGGACCCGUAAUCAACAGAUUUUUCCAGUAAUUCGAAUUCUUUCUAACUAAUAAAUUGAAGAGUGGGGUUUUUCGAAAUCGUACCUCCAACUGAUCUUAGUCUUAUACGGAUCAAAAGAUGAUCAAACUGGCUUAGCUUCAGGUCUUUUUGGAAUAUUGUUAUUCCUUUAUUUCUUGGUCUUGUCUGACUUUGUACGCUAAGAUCUCAUCCCCUAAAAUAACUAAAUAAGGGGACACAGGACAACCUUGUCUAACUCCUUUGACAGUUUAAAGAAUUUUGCACAAAAUUAUUUGUCAAGAACAGUGC